Sarcophilus harrisii (Tasmanian devil) is the source of this 8875-nucleotide messenger RNA. It is a transcript of the gene NRXN3, whose product is annotated as neurexin 3. Bases 1064 to 5782 code for a protein of 1572 amino acids. The record is from RefSeq and is a predicted model, not a curated record. The transcript has 21 exons. NCBI's taxonomy places the organism in Eukaryota, Metazoa, Chordata, Mammalia, Dasyuromorphia, Dasyuridae.
CGUGAAAUUCCUGGGCUCCUCCGACAGUCUCAGGCAGAGAGCUCAGCCCUUCACAUCUCCUCUUGCAUGCAACUCACUGAGAGGGAGAGGCAAGCAAGACCUCCCCUCUCUGCCGGCAUCUCAAGCCACCAAGGACCUGCUUUCGCACCUCCAACACUCUCCCUCCCUUCUUCCCCACCACUCCCUCCCAGAGAGAGCAAAAGAGAGAGAGCGGGGGAAAGACACUGAUUGGAAUCUUAGCCUUUUCUAAGAAGAAAAAUACCCAGAAAACUCAGUUGAUUAAACAUCAGACAGACAGACAGACAAACCCCAAAGGCUCUGCUCAGCUGGAAAGGUUCUGCAGGAAUUUUUCUUGGAGCCUUUCUGAGUGCUGGGGGGUGAGUUAUGGACUGGAUUGCUUUUGGCACCCACCAUGAAGCCUGAAUCUGCUUCUGCUCUCCUAGGAGCUGUGCUCUGCCUGAGCUCUCCGCUUUGCUCAACCCUCAUCCAUCCUGUCUCCCUCCACUAGGAGUUAGAUCUCCAGGAUUGGUCCUUGUCCUGCCCUUCAGUCUGCUCACCUCACUGCUCCUCCUUCCAACACUGUUGCUGCCCAUUAGUCCAGCUCCCCAGUGACAUCUGGGAUUUGAGUAGCAUAGGGACCCUUUUUGAGGGAAGAGCAUUUCCUGAAGGAUUCCCCAAACCCACUCUGUUUCUUCUCCUGGAAUCAAGGCCUCCGGAUCUACAUGGAUAGCUGAGAUCUUUUCUUGGAGAGGAACAACUUCCUUUCCUCCACUCUUUCCUGUUCUCCUCUCCCUCUGUUGCCCCUUCCAACUCCUCUCUUUUGUUCUCGAAGGAUUUAUUGGUUAUAUCUGUUUCUGAUAUCUGGCUGGUGUCACAUACACAGUGUCUUUUUCCCUCUCUCUUUGCAUCUUAUUUUUGCCUUCUUGUGUUCUAUCUUAUUCUCCUUCUUCUAUUUGGCAUUCUGUUUAUUAUCCACAAAGUCAUAUUCCCUAUUCCCCGAGCUUCCCCUCCUUUCCCUCAGCCUAGUACACCCACAGCUUUGUACCCAACCCCAGGAGCAGCCAUGGGCUUCACCCUGCACUCGAUCUACUUCACUCUGAAGUUCAGUGUUCUGCUUGGCUCCCUACUGGGGCUGUGCUUGGGCCUGGAGUUCAUGGGCCUUCCGAACCAAUGGGCCCGCUACCUCCGCUGGGAUGCCAGUACUCGAAGUGACCUGAGCUUCCAAUUCAAGACCAACGUUUCAGCUGGGUUGCUGCUCUACUUGGAUGAUGGUGGUGUCUGCGACUUCCUCUGCCUCUCGCUGGUGGAUGGUCGCGUCCAGCUCCGUUUCAGCAUGGACUGUGCUGAGACGGCCGUGCUGUCGGACAAGCAGGUCAAUGAUAGCAGCUGGCAUUUCCUUAUGGUGAGCCGUGACCGAAUGAGGACUGUCCUUGUGUUGGAUGGGGAGGCCAGACCUGGGGAGGUCCAGCCUCAGCGGCCCCACAUGGAUGUGGUCAGUGAUUUAUUUGUUGGAGGGGUCCCAGCUGAUAUAAGGCCCUCUGCCCUGACCCUGGAGGGUGUGCAGACCAUGCCCGCCUUCAAGGGAUUUAUUCUGGAUCUUAAAUAUGGCAACUCAGAACCUCGUCUUUUGGGGACCCAGGGGGCCCAGGUGGAGGCUGAGGGUCCUUGUGCCGAAAGCCCUUGUGAGAAUGGUGGAGUUUGUUUCCUCCUGGAUGGCCACCCGACCUGUGACUGCUCCGCCACUGGCUAUGGCGGCAAGCUCUGCUCCGAAGAUGUCAGUCAAAGUUCAGGCCUUUCACAUCUCAUGAUGAGCGAACAAGCACGAGAUGAGAAUGUGGCUACCUUCCGAGGCUCCGAGUACCUGUGCUACGACCUGUCUCAGAACCCGAUCCAGAGCAGCAGUGACGAGAUCACCCUUUCCUUUAAGACGUGGCAGCGUAAUGGGCUCAUCCUGCACACAGGCAAAUCAGCUGAUUAUGUCAACCUGGCAUUGAAAGAUGGUGCAGUCUCCUUAGUCAUUAACCUCGGGUCAGGGGCCUUUGAGGCCAUAGUGGAACCCGUGAAUGGCAAGUUCAAUGACAACGCCUGGCAUGAUGUCAAAGUGACCCGCAACCUUCGGCAGGUGACAAUUUCAGUGGAUGGAAUCCUCACCACAACAGGAUACACACAAGAGGACUACACAAUGCUGGGCUCAGAUGACUUCUUUUAUGUGGGAGGGAGCCCCAGUACUGCCGACCUACCAGGCUCACCUGUCAGCAACAACUUCAUGGGUUGCCUCAAAGAGGUUGUUUAUAAGAAUAAUGACAUCCGUCUGGAGCUGUCUCGCCUGGCCAGAAUCGGUGACACCAAAAUGAAAAUAUAUGGUGAAGUGGUGUUUAAAUGUGAAAAUGUGGCCACGCUGGACCCCAUCAACUUUGAGACCCCGGAGGCUUACAUCAGCCUCCCCAAGUGGAAUACCAAGAGGAUGGGCUCAAUCUCCUUUGACUUCCGUACAACAGAACCCAAUGGUCUCAUCCUGUUCACUCAUGGCAAGCCUCAGGAGAGAAAGGACUCUCGUAGUCAGAAGAACACCAAAGUAGAUUUCUUUGCUGUCGAAUUGCUAGAUGGGAACCUCUACCUGCUCCUUGAUAUGGGUUCUGGCACCAUCAAAGUGAAAGCUACCCAGAAGAAAGCAAAUGAUGGAGAAUGGUACCAUGUGGACAUUCAGCGAGAUGGCAGAUCAGGUACCAUAUCGGUGAACAGCAGGCGUACCCCAUUCACAGCCAGUGGAGAGAGUGAGAUCUUGGACUUGGAGGGGGACAUGUACCUGGGUGGGCUGCCAGAGAACCGCGCCAGUCUCAUCCUCCCUACAGAGCUCUGGACUGCCAUGUUGAAUUACGGCUACGUGGGCUGCAUUCGAGACCUGUUCAUUGACGGCCGGAGCAAGAACAUCCGACAGCUGGCAGAGGUACAGAACGCUGCAGGGGUCAAGUCCUCUUGCUCCAGGCUUAGCACAAAGCAGUGUGAUAGCUACCCCUGCAAAAACAAUGCUGUUUGCAAGGAUGGAUGGAACCGCUUCAUCUGUGACUGCACUGGCACUGGCUAUUGGGGGAGAACAUGUGAGAGGGAGGCUUCUAUCUUGAGCUAUGAUGGCAGCAUGUACAUGAAGAUCAUCAUGCCCAUGGUCAUGCACACUGAGGCCGAGGAUGUAUCUUUCCGUUUCAUGUCCCAGCGUGCUUAUGGCUUGCUGGUUGCCACCACUUCCAAGGAUUCAGCUGACACUCUACGUCUGGAACUGGAUGGGGGUCGUGUCAAGCUCAUGGUUAACUUAGACUGUAUCAGGAUAAACUGUAACUCCAGCAAAGGACCAGAAACCCUUUAUGCUGGACAGAAACUCAACGACAAUGAAUGGCACACUGUACGGGUGGUGAGGAGAGGAAAAAGUCUUAAGCUUACAGUGGAUGAUGAUGUGGCUGAGGGUACAAUGGUGGGGGACCAUACCCGCUUAGAGUUCCACAAUAUUGAAACAGGAAUCAUGACGGAGAAGCGCUAUAUCUCAGUUAUCCCUUCCAGUUUCAUUGGACACCUGCAGAGCCUCAUGUUUAAUGGCCUCCUCUACAUUGACUUGUGCAAGAACGGUGACAUUGACUUCUGUGAGCUAAAGGCCCGUUUCGGCUUGAGAAAUAUUAUCGCCGAUCCUGUCACCUUCAAGACCAAGAGCAGCUACCUGAGCCUGGCCACUCUCCAGGCUUACACCUCCAUGCACCUUUUCUUCCAGUUUAAGACCACCUCAGCUGAUGGCUUUAUUCUCUUCAACAGUGGGGAUGGCAAUGAUUUUAUUGCAGUUGAACUAGUCAAAGGUUAUAUACACUAUGUAUUUGACCUUGGAAAUGGUCCCAAUGUCAUCAAGGGCAAUAGUGAUCGACCACUGAAUGAUAAUCAAUGGCAUAAUGUUGUCAUCACCCGGGAUAACAGUAAUACUCACAGCCUGAAGGUGGAUACCAAGGUGGUCACUCAGGUUAUCAAUGGUGCCAAAAAUCUGGAUCUGAAAGGUGACCUCUACAUGGCCGGCCUUGCCCAAGGCAUGUAUAGCAACCUCCCAAAGCUUGUAGCCUCCCGGGAUGGCUUCCAAGGCUGCCUAGCAUCUGUGGACUUGAAUGGGCGCCUACCAGAUCUGAUCAAUGAUGCUCUUCAUAAGAGUGGCCAGAUCGAACGUGGAUGUGAAGGACCAAGUACCACCUGCCAGGAAGAUUCAUGUGCCAACCAAGGUGUCUGCAUGCAGCAAUGGGAAGGUUUCACUUGUGACUGUUCCAUGACCUCCUACUCUGGGAAUCAAUGCAAUGACCCUGGUGCUACAUAUAUCUUUGGGAAAAGUGGCGGACUCAUACUCUACACCUGGCCUGCGAAUGACAGACCCAGCACACGCUCAGAUCGCCUUGCUGUGGGCUUCAGUACGACAGUGAAGGAUGGCAUCCUGGUUCGAAUUGACAGUGCUCCAGGACUCGGUGAUUUCCUCCAGCUUCACAUAGAACAGGGUAAAAUAGGAGUGGUGUUCAACAUUGGCACAGUGGACAUUUCCAUCAAAGAGGAGAGUACCCCAGUAAAUGAUGGCAAAUACCAUGUUGUGCGUUUCACCAGAAAUGGUGGCAAUGCUACACUUCAGGUUGACAACUGGCCGGUGAAUGAACAUUAUCCCUCAGGCAACACUGAUAAUGAACGCUUCCAAAUGGUAAAACAGAAAAUCCCCUUCAAAUAUAACCGGCCUGUAGAAGAGUGGCUGCAGGAAAAAGGCCGGCAGCUAACCAUCUUCAACACUCAGGCGCAAAUAGCCAUUGGAGGAAAAGACAAAGGACGUCUCUUCCAAGGUCAGCUCUCUGGGCUCUAUUAUGAUGGCUUGAAAGUUCUGAACAUGGCAGCUGAGAACAACCCUAAUAUUAAAAUCAAUGGUAGCGUCAGACUUGUGGGAGAAGUACCAUCUCUCUUGGGGACAACACCUACAACUUCCAUGCCACCAGAAAUGUCUACAACUGUCAUGGAAACCACAACUACAAUGGCAACCACCACUACUCGAAAGAAUCGCUCCACAGCCAGCAUUCAGCCAACAUCAGAUGAUCUUGUUUCAUCUGCUGAAUGUUCCAGUGAUGAUGAAGACUUUGUUGAAUGUGAACCUAGUACAGAUAAGAGUCUUUCCACUUCAGUCUUCGAAGGUGGCUACAAAGCACAUGCGCCCAAGUGGGAAUCCAAGAACUUUAGACCUAACAAAGUCUCCGAAACUGGUAGGACUACUACUACCACAUCUUUGUCCCCUGAGCUGAUCCGCUCCACGGCUUCCUCCUCGUCUGGGAUGGUGCCCAAAUUGCCAGCUGGCAAAAUGAAUAACCGUGAGCUCAAACCCCAGCCUGAUAUAGUGUUGCUUCCGUUGCCCACUGCCUAUGAGCUAGACAGCACAAAGCUGAAGAGCCCACUAAUUACUUCCCCCAUGUUCCGUAAUGUGCCCACAGCAAACCCCACAGAGCCAGGAAUCAGACGGGUUCCGGGGGCCUCAGAGGUGAUCCGGGAGUCGAGCAGUACAACAGGAAUGGUCGUCGGCAUUGUGGCUGCUGCCGCCCUCUGCAUCUUGAUCCUCCUAUAUGCCAUGUACAAGUACAGGAACAGGGACGAGGGGUCCUAUCAGGUGGAUGAGACGCGGAACUACAUCAGCAACUCUGCCCAGAGCAACGGCAUGCUCGUCAAGGAGAAACAGCAAAGCUCAAAGAGUGGCCAUAAGAAACAGAAAAACAAGGACAAAGAGUAUUAUGUGUAAAAUUAAAAAAAAUAAAAAUAAAAAAGAAUUAAAAAGAAUUAUUUAUAUAUAAUAUAUAAAUACUUAAAAAAAACACAAGAUUUAACAGCUAUAAGAACUGUUAUACCUAUAAUGAGAUUGGGAGCUACAGUUGGUGGGAAAAAAACAAUACACACAAAGAUAUAUAUGUGUAUAUAUAUAUUUAUUUAUUUUCAGACAUGGCUGUUAUGUAUCAGUCAUGACCUGGAGACAGAGAAGUCUGCCCUACUGUAUCAUAAAGCAUACUUAGUGCUCUGGAGCAGACAGAUAGCUCCACCACUUUAGCUGGACAUUGAAGUUUCCAUCUCUUUUGUGGACCUUUGGACAAAAGAUAGAAGAUUUCAUGGCUUACUUGUUUCAUAACUCCAAGUGAGUCCCUAAUGAUGUUUGUGACCCUUGACUGUAUCAAUGAUUUUUCAGUUUUAUUAUUUUAAAAAAAGGAGAAAAAAAAAAAAAAAACAACAACAACAACAGCAAACUGAUCUGGCCCCAGCCAGUAUGUGUGUAACUAUUCAAGAUCUGAGGGGAAAAAAGUGGCUUUUGGGUUUUUUGUUUAUUUUUUGAGAUUAAGACUGGACAUGAGUUGACAAGAAAAAAAUUCAGAAAAAAGUGAGAGACUAUUGCCAUAUAUGAACUCAAAAACUAUACAUGGUGUUCACUCUACAUAUCAGGUUGUGGUGUGUCUAAAACCAAUCAAUUGUUUGUUUUCAGUGAGAAGCUUUGCUGGAAAUGCAGCAAAUGCAUGAGAUGGUGAUGAUGUGAGGUAUAAAGCAGGUACCCUAGGAUCUGACUCCAGUAUUUGCAGACCAAACUCUUUGAACAGACGGGUUUAGGUCUACUUUCAUCAGGGCUAUUGGCUUUAUUAACAAUACUGUUCAAAUGCAUUAGCACAGUCAAAUUGUGGUAAAGGGGGAAAAGGUCAGCUGUUGGGAGCUGAAAUAGCCCACAAACUAAAAUGAGCCUUUCCUGGGGAAGUAGGAGGGAGGGAGCCUGGUUCCAUGAAUGAUUGCAAUGCAUGCAAAAAUAAAAAGAAAAGAAAAAUUCUAAAAAAAUCAAUUAAUCAAAACAGACAAUAUGGGAGUUCAACUUGUGACAGAAUAACAAAAGGUCAUACAAGCCAAACACAUCAUGAAAGAGUACAAAAUGCAUAGUUUUUUUUUCCAACAUAAUGUUUUUCAUAUGUAAUUUUAAUUUUGUAGCUUGACACAAAUAACUCUGUCCUUCCAUUUGCCCAUUCUCCCCACCCUCUCUUUUAUAAAAAUAAAUGAAUGAAUGAAUAAAGCUGCUGUGACACACACAAAGGAAUUUAAUAGUAUAAUAUAUAUAUAAAUAUAUAUACAAAUAUAUUUCUCAUGGUAUGUUUGAUGGGACGACUGGAAUGGAAAAUCUGUUAAAAGUCUUUAAGUAGAAUGAGAAUGUUGUUUUAAAAAGAAAAUAACAAAACAACAAAAAAGUAAACCUUAAAAAUGUGAAGAUGGUGUGAGUUUUAGUUUUGUCACAGUCAUCUGUGUCAAAAGAAAAAAAAAUCUCAGAUUCUGUUUACAUCUUUCUGCUAAUUUUUUUUUGCUUGUGUAAUUUCUUAGAUUAGACACUUAUGUACAUACUGCUUUACAGUUUAAUUGUUCUUUUUGUUUCUACCUGUUUCUUAAUUUUGUUUUUUGUUUUCUGAAAGGGGGUAACUUAAUGUAUAGAAAAAUAAAAUUGGUUGUGUGGCCAUGGCUAUUGCAUACAAAAAGCAAGAUAACACAAAUACAACAACACACAAUGACAAAAACAAAAUGAAGACUGGAAUAUCAGAAAUAUAAAUUUUCUUUGUGUACAGAUGAAAACCAAUCAGCUGUUUAGAUUUAGAAAUCUAUUCUUGCUGGUGUUUGUAAGUUGCAUGAAUAUUUGACUUUGAAGAAAUAUCCAGGAACAACAAAAAAAGUAUUCUAAAAUGAAGAUAGCUUUCCCUAAUGUAUAUGGAAAGAGGUGUGUUCCUGGUUAUCUGAUCCUUUCGAUGUAAGUGUUUGGGAAUUCUUUUGGAUUUUUUUUUUUUUUGUUUAAGAUUUUUAAAAGAAAGGUUAAAAAUGUAUGAAAGCACAGUUUUAAGCAACUUAAAUGGCCCAACCUAUAUGAAAUUGAUUAUAUCUUGAUGUCUGUAAAAGAUUGCUGUUCUUGGAGUCUUGGUGUCUUGUGAAAUGAUUUUCCUACUUUCUUUUCCAUUUUUUUUUCCUUUUUGAGUAAACACAAUCUUUGUUCUGUUCUUUUUUGUGUAAGUUUCUAUUUGGACAAUUUUUUUGGAAACAUGUGCAUCCUGUAUGUGGGCUUCUACCAUAUCCCUGUUUUAUGGACAGAACCUUAAAGAAUUUCUUUUAUGUUGUUGUGAUGUUACUGCUUUAUUUUUCUUUUUCCUUUUCCUCCUUUCUUUUUUCAUAUUUGCAUUUUUGUUCAAGGAUAUGCUUAGCAAUAAAAUGUUCUUCCCAAAGCCCUGGAAGUGAAUGUAUUUUUAUUUCAAAAAAUUAGAUUGGGGGAAGGGGGAGAAGAACUUGCAAUAGGUGAGGGAUGAAAGCUGAACAAAUCUUCAAAAGCAUUCAUGAACAUGAUGCCAAAUAAUCUAAUCAGUCACUAGCUACUUACAUAAAUUUACUAAAAGCAGAUUAAUUGUGGUGAAAAAUAAUAAUUAUCCAUCAGUUGAAACAUUGCAGUCUAGACAGCUAGACGACAGAGUAGUAGAAGGAAGAGUGAGCAUUUCAUUAUAAAUACAGAAGGGAAAAGUUAUAAUUCCAGAAUAGCUUCUCAAAGAAUAUGAAAAAAACAUGAAUUCCUUUUGAUGAACAGAGAAGAUAUCCAGCUCCUGUUAAAUAAUAAUAAAGUCUUUCUAGGUAUGAGGAAUGAUACACUUAAACUGUAUUAUUGGGAAGCAGAGUUUUCUGGUUAAUUAAGACAACUGAAGUGAUUAACACACUAUGAUUCAAUUUUAUCUUGAGGAAUCUUAGGAAAUGGUAUCCCUCAACUACCCAUGGAUGAAAAAGGUUUAAAGAAUUAUAUUGUAGUGUUCCUAGAAAAAGCAACCUGAAUUCAAAUCCAGUCUUU